GUAUUUUCAAGCUGCGUCUGGUUUGACCGCAGUAAGAAGCGACAGUGUAUGAUAAUGAAGUGUCACACAAUACUCAAACGAUUUGAACAUGCUCUAUAGUAACAGGUUUUUAAAUUGAUUUAUUACAUAGUAUUAAUAGUCGAGAUCCGAAACCACGAGAGCUAACUCUUAGCUAAUCGAUCGUGCGCAUGCGCGGCGUGUGCACAUGAUCGCGUCAGUAGCGAUGGCGACGUCCGCGCGGUGUGCAGCACGCUGGGUGUCUGCCUCAGUGUCCUCUAAUGUCCGGACUUAUAGCACUUUUGCCUCCAGGCCUAAUGGAGCUAAUCGAGUUUUGGCUAAUGUCUGGAGCGGCGUGUUUUGGUCAGCGGGCAGCAGAGUUGGAGAAGGAACUAAUAAAGCGGUGACAUUGACGCGUCAGAUAGGAGGAAACCCUCAUCAUCUUCUCCCCAGGCUGCAUUUCCAUGUUAGUGCUAGUGCCAGUAAAAAACAGGACUUUUAUGAUGUUCUCGGGGUUCCACGCACAGCAUCGCAGAAAGAGAUAAAGAAAGCCUAUUACCAACUGGCAAAGAAAUAUCAUCCAGACACAAAUAAAGACGACCCACAGGCCAAAGAGAAAUUUGCACAGUUGGCUGAAGCCUAUGAGGUGCUUGGUGAUGAGAUGAAGAGGAAGCAGUAUGACACAUACGGCACAGCAGGGUUCGGUGCAGCUGGCGCAGGAGCAGGUCAGCAGCAGUACUGGAGCAGCGGUGCCAGCAUAGACCCUGAGGAACUUUUCCGCAAGAUCUUUGGGGAGUUUUCUGGAGCUCGAGGCUUUGGCAAUCUCAACGGCAUCUACGAUCAGCCUCAGGAGUAUGUGAUGGAGCUGACAUUUACACAAGCUGCCAAAGGCGUGAAUAAGGAACUCACAGUGAACAUUGAGGCCGCCUGCCAGCGCUGUCAUGGUAAAGGCCAUGAGCCAGGCUCUGAAAUCCAGCGCUGCAACCACUGCAACGGCACAGGAAUGGAGACUGUGAAUAAAGGACCAUUUGUGAUGGGCUCUACCUGUCGGCGGUGCGGCGGCCGUGGCUCAGUGAUCACCUCCCCCUGUGUAGCAUGUAAAGGAACGGGUCGGAGCAAGCAGAGACGCACCGUCAUGGUUCCGGUUCCUGCUGGUAUUGAAGAUGGGCAGACAGUCAGAAUGCCUGUGGGAAAUAAAGAGAUCUUUAUCACAUUUAGGGUCCAGAAGAGUCCUGUGUUUAGGCGAGAUGGUGCUGAUAUUCACUCAGAUGUUCAGAUUUCAGUGGCUCAGGCCAUCCUGGGAGGCACAGUGCGAGCACAGGGACUCAGUGAGACGGUCAACCUUUCUAUUCCUGCUGGUGUCCAGGCUGAUCAGAAGAUCAGGCUUUCUGGAAAGGGAAUCCCACGAGUCAGUGGCUAUGGUUACGGUGACCAUUACAUCCAUAUCAAGAUUAAAGUUCCCAAGAUGCUAACUGAUAGACAGCGAGCACUCAUUAUGAGCUACGCAGAAGACGAGGUGGGUGUGGAGGGAACUGUAAAUGGAGUCUCCACCACCACUACAGGUAAAAGAUCUACAGGAAACUGAGAGCACUGUGGAGGACGACGCAGGGCAGGUGCUCUGACAGACUGCUGGACACAGAAAAGAGAAACAAGACAUUUGAGAAUUUCCACUUCUCUUCUGAAGCAGCCCGUCAUGUCACGAGACCAUUCUUUCGAUACAGGCCUAAUAGAAGAUGGUCUUCUCCACAAGGACUCUGCUCAUCCACACUGAAGAUGAUCUCACUAGCUUUAUGUGCAGUGGUGUCUAGUGUGUGGAAGGCAUUCAGAGCUCGAUAAACCCACCUUGUGGGAUUUCUCUCUGUACAGAUGAGUAAAGAGUGAGUUACAGGAACCUCUGCUCUGCUUCAAUAGAGAGUAAUGAAAUGCUGAACGUCAGUGUUUAAACAAAAGCCAUAUAUACUUUAAUUACUACUUUACCAUAAAUUAAAGGUGACAUUUAACAAACAGGAACAUGAGUCAGGUGUUUUGCAUAAAAAUUUUAUUAGUCUAAAAGAUAGAACAAGUCAGAAAUGUACAAGAGCACGUGUGGGCAUAAAGACUGAGGUAUCAGCAAAAACUGUUACUAAUCCUAAACUGAUUGUCAAUUCAGCUGCUCCACUGUAGUACACAGUCCUUAUUUAAAGGUGCAAUAUGUAAAAUUCAAUGAAUAAAUCAGUUUGUUUGUAAGCUUUUAAUUAGGUACAGUAAACUGUGUGUAUAUUUAAAUCUUCUCUUGAUCACUGUUGGAUCAUCCUGUCAGUGGAAUGUUAUACACAUCUACCUUUACAUAAUAGUUUUGUGCAUUAAUGCAACCUGCAUUUGCAAAGUGUGUUUUGAAAAUUCAAAUAUAACCUGCUGUAGUGAAUUUGUUGAACAUGACCAUAAGUCCAA
Molecule: messenger RNA, 2427 nt
Organism: Silurus meridionalis
Lineage: Eukaryota; Metazoa; Chordata; Actinopteri; Siluriformes; Siluridae
Gene: dnaja3a
Product: DnaJ heat shock protein family (Hsp40) member A3a
Exons: 11
Coding region: 206-1582 (458 amino acids)
Biological process (GO): protein folding; response to heat; negative regulation of apoptotic process
Cellular component (GO): mitochondrion
Molecular function (GO): heat shock protein binding; ATP binding; protein kinase binding
Source: RefSeq, a predicted model, not a curated record